Molecule: messenger RNA, 1298 nt
Organism: Oryza sativa Japonica Group (Japanese rice)
Lineage: Eukaryota; Viridiplantae; Streptophyta; Magnoliopsida; Poales; Poaceae
Source: RefSeq, a predicted model, not a curated record
CUGACGUGGGCCUCCCUUUCGCGUCCCCGUCCCUCUUCCACUCUCCAACUCUCACCGCCACAUACACCACUCGUACUCACUGACAUGUGGGCCCUCCAAGGGAUGGCCCCACGUGUCCGCGUCUAAGGGGGAGGAACCCCGACCGUUUCGUGGUGGGCCCCACCCGCUCCACGCCGUUUUGCGGAUAAAUACCACAUGGAGACCACACGUUUCGGUGGAGAGGAAGCAGUGAAAGAUUAGCGGCGGUGCAAGAGAAGAGGAGAGAGCGAGACGUCGCCUGCGAUGACACCGGCCUCACCCGCCGCCGACACCGUCAUCGCCGCCGCAGCCGCAGCCGUAGCCACCGUCCGGAGCGAGGAGGGAGAGCGCCACACGGCGCCGAGCGCCGCCACCGUCCCCGCCUACGCCGUCUGGGAGAAGGAGCGGUAAGGAGAGAGGAGUAGCCGUCGUCGUCGUCGUCGACAUGGAGGUGGAGGCAGCCAGGUGCGAGUGCUGCGGCUUCACGGAGGAGUGCACGCCGCGGUACAUCGCGGCGGUGCGGGAGGAGUACAUGGGGCGGUGGGUGUGCGGCCUCUGCGCGGAGGCCGUGGGCGACGAGAUCCGCCGCGCCGGCGCCGGGAAGGCCACCAUCACCACGGCGGAGGCGCUCGACCGGCACGUUGCGUUCGCGCGCUCCGCCGCGCCGCGCGCGGGGGGCGCCGCGGCGGAGGACGACCUCGUCGCCGCCGUCUCGAGGCUGCUCCGCCGCUGCCUCGACUCGCCACCGGCGUCCCCGGCCGCGCCACCGCCGCCGCCGCAGGGGAGGAAGGUCGCCGCGGGGUCCGGAUGCCCCGGCGGCGGAGACGACGACUGAUUCAUUGCUUGCUUUCCCGGCCGGCGGCGAAGCUUGCCACAAUGAUUGGGAUGUUGAGCUCGUCAAUGGCGAGUUUAUUAUUGAAUCAAUUAAUAAUAAAUUAAGAAUAAACUUGGGAGCAUGUGUAGAUUGGCUCUCAAAGAAUAAUAAUAAUAUGUGAUCUGAUUGAUGAUUGCUCGAGAGAGGAGCAUGAUUAAGCUCCGUGUGAUCGAGCAUGAAGUUGUGUGUGUAGCAUUGCAAUUUGUAACUGUGUCCAGUUGUUUUGGACACCGUUCAAUUGGAUAUUAAUUGUGGCCACCUUGUAAAUUAGUAGUAGUUGAAAACAUUGUAUUAGAGCUGUAAGUUUCGUUGUACCAUGUUUGUACAUGGGGUUUGUAAUGUUAGCUAUUCAAAAAUCCAUGUUUAUGUACUCUCUUCGCUUGUGCUAUAAUUCCUCUGAAAUGAA